AUGUCCAAAGUUGUUCUUUCUCUCAUACAAGAGUUUGAUCUCAACUCGUUCCGAUUGUUCGAAAAUGUUUGGAUCGCAAUUACCUUGUUUCAGGUAUUGUAUGUUCUCAAGCACUUGCUCAUCAUUAAGAGAUAUUAUGCUGCUGCUGGAUAUGAUUCAACCAAGAUGAAUAUCGUCAUGGCUAUGGUAUAUAUUAUUGUGAUGGGAGAAGGAGGUGGAACUAUUUCUAGAAUUCUCGUCGGAAAACCAGCUCCUUUCAUCUUUAAUGAUUUUAGGUUGUGGUGUGGAUUGGGGGUAUGGUCUGUCUGUUCCUAUAUUCUCUUCCGUUCAAAGGGAGCAAAGGAAAGCUUCUCUUCCUGGUUCGCUCAUCCAAUUCUCAAAUAUGUUUUGACUUUGCCAAACGAAUUUAGACGUGCUUGUGCAUUGUGUGCUAGCACUUUGUUCUUUUUAAAGUUGGCUAGAAGUGAAAAUCAUUCUUCUACCAUCUUUUUCCCUGCCCUUUUGGGUUAUCUUAGUGCUGUUGGUGGAAGUUUAAUAAUGAAUGUUAUUGAAGCUCAUUUGGUUCUUAAAAAGGCAGAUUAUGGAAUUAGUACCUUUUUGGCAAAUCCAUCUUGGAGAUUGAAAAUGCCAUUUGUUUGCUCUGUUUUCUAUGCUUUGAGUUAUUAUUAUUUGGAAAGUGUUGUUGGAGAUGAGGGAGCCAAAUCUACUGUUUUAUAUCUCAUUGCUUAUAAUUCAGUUUAUAUCAUUAUGGUAGUGUUUGUUACAUUCCCACUUAUUUUGGACGCUGCUGAUGCUGUCAGUGCUUGGUGGUCUACUCCAUCUAAAAAACCAGUUGCUAAGCCAGCUUCACCUUCCACUACAGAACCAAAACAAAAGAAGGAAAAGAAGGAUGCCAAACAAACAGAGUCUGGAAAGAAAUCAAAGAAGGAUUAA
Molecule: messenger RNA, 933 nt
Organism: Naegleria gruberi
Lineage: Eukaryota; Heterolobosea; Eutetramitea; Acrasida; Naegleriidae
Exons: 1
Coding region: 1-933 (310 amino acids)
Source: RefSeq, a predicted model, not a curated record